GUCAGAAUACAGGUCUGAAACCAAAACACGCGUUAUCACGUGUUACAGAAAGUGGGAACGCGUGCACUGCGUGACUGCAGGUGGAGGAUGGAGGAAGAGUGGGAUGAAGAGGAGCAGCUGGUUGUGGCCGAAUUCUCCGGAGUAAUCGACUCGGAUGUGUUCUGUAAGCGCGAUGGUGUGUGUAAAAUAGUGGGCAUGAGCAGUGAGCAGCCCGUGGUGCAGGUGGGCCGCUAUGUGUUCGCCGGGGAAUACGAGGACGCCAUGGGGACCUGCGUGAUCUUUAAAGAGCAGUCAAAGGAUCAGACAAACUCCAGCUCCAGCCCUGUGCUCAAAUACAAGUGUCACACCACGAAGAAACUGAUGCUCCAGAGGACCUUCCUGUCCGAGAGGAAGGAGGGAGAUCCGAGUUCAGGAGGCAUCGAGGUCCUGUCUCUGAACGAGGGGGAUGUGUGUGGAAGAUCCAACUCGGUGUGUCACUACACCCUGGACCCCAAAGAGCUCCAGAGAACAAAUGCUGGAGAAGACAUCAGUGACCAGUCAGACACUGAGAAAACACACAUAAAUGAGGAGCCCAGCGAAAACCUUGCAGAGUAACUCUGGACCUGAACUGGGCUGGAGAACAAAUCUCAUUCCAGUGUCAGGGACAACAUACGAUCGUGAUACAUUAAUAUAUUAGGAAGCAAUAACUAAUAUUUUGUACUAGAAUGCAUGAUGCAGACAAGAUGUGGGAUGUUUUAUCUCAGUGGUUAAGGUGUUGGAUUACUGACCGGAAGGUCAUGGGUUCGAGUCCCAGGUCCACCAAGCUGCCACUGCUGGGCCCCUGAGACUCAAUUGCUCAGUCGUAUAAAUUGAAGUCACUCUGGAUAAAGGUGUCUGCUAAAUACCAGAAAUGUAAAUGUAGAUACUGCUAAAGUCUGGAAUAUGCAAAUUAUACCAAUAAUAAACACUCAUUUAUUAUUGACUAAAGCAGCUUCCAGAGUAGAUUUUGGUAAAUGUUUUAUAUGAACGGAGCAUUAAUGUGAUCCAAAGAAAACGUGUUUUGUCAUUGUAGUUCAUUACUAGACUUUAUUCCACUAGAAGGGAGAAAGACUGUCCACAUACUGUACAGAAUAAAUAAAAAGAAUCUUCUGUACACAA
This is a messenger RNA of Tachysurus fulvidraco (yellow catfish), 1137 nucleotides long. It is a transcript of the gene gtf3c6, whose product is annotated as general transcription factor IIIC, polypeptide 6, alpha. Bases 88 to 594 code for a protein of 168 amino acids. The record is from RefSeq and is a predicted model, not a curated record. The transcript has a single exon. Gene Ontology annotation, cellular component: transcription factor TFIIIC complex. Gene Ontology annotation, biological process: transcription by RNA polymerase III. NCBI's taxonomy places the organism in Eukaryota, Metazoa, Chordata, Actinopteri, Siluriformes, Bagridae.